UGGAGAUCCGGCUCCGGGCCUUGGGGCUGAGGCUGGGGGUUAAGGUUAGGGACUGGACCUGUGAUUUCACCGGUAGAUGGACCUCUUUGGUGAAGGAGCUGCCUCCAUCAAUGCAGGUAUUUUGUACUUCUAGGGAAGAUUUCAAAAACUUUUUGGUUCUUCAAUGACUUCCUUGGUAGCUUAUGAUGAUUCUGACUCUGAGGCCGAGGCCGACAAUUCUAACAGUUCUUGCCAAGAAAAAAGCAUCAGAAACCUUGGUCAGCCUUUACCACCUGACAUAUUAGCUACAAAGUAUGAAAAGAACUCACGACCUAGGGGAGACAACCUGAAUACUGGUUUGGGGAUUGUUGGGGAAUAUUCUAGGGUAUGUGGUCUCCUAGAACCUCAUGCAGAGAGAAACAGCUGGAAGUCUUGUCCAGGGCCUAGACGCCAGUGGCCUAACAUGGAGCUCCAAGUCAAACCCUGUACAUCCACACCUUCAGAUUUCGCCGCAUCUCCCAGCUCCACAUCAUCUGGCAAUAGGGAGUUAGCUGGUGCAUCUAUUAGCAAAAUGACGCCUUCAUAUGAAGCUUUCAGAGUCCCCAGCUCAUCUUCCUGUGCUUUCAUGUCUUUGGAAGCCACAAGUCAACAUGGAAGCCUUUUGCAAAAGAGAAGACAGGAGAACAUGGAUUUUGUUGAAGGAAAAAUUAAGCCUUACGUCCCCAAAAGACUGAGACAAACACAAACUUUGACUGCAGGAACUAAUGAGAGAGGAGGAUCUGAGCUACAAAGACAGAGAACAGAUUGCCCAUCCUCGUCAGAAGGAUUCCCCAUGAGAGGAUUCACAGCCACAGCAGUUUCUGACUUUAUUAAACCAUAUUUAGAAGGGAAAUAUAAAUCAACAGAAAUUCCAAAGAGGCUAAUCUUUCAGAUGUCUGAGCACACAGGACCAGUCAACAGAGUCCAGUGGUGUCCAGUUUUACAGCACAGUCACAUGCUUCUCUCAGCAUCUAUGGAUAAAACUUUUAAGGUGUGGGAUGCCAUUGAUACUGGUCGCUGUUUGAACACCUAUUCCUCUCACAGCAGUGCUGUCCGUGCUGUGCAGUGGUCCUCGUGUGGAAGACAGAUCCUCAGUGGCGGCUUUGAUUCUGAGCUUCAUGUGACGGAUGUUGAAACAGGGACACAGUUGUUUAGCUGCAAAAAUGGAUUUAGAAUCAGCACUGUGAAAUUUAAUCCAAAGGAGCCUAAUGUUUUUCUUUGUGGAGGAUUCAGCCCAGAAAUUAAAGCUUGGGAUACGAGGAGUUGCAAGGUAAUCAAAGUCUACAAAGCUUCAAUCCAACAAACCUUAGAUAUCCUCUUUCUUCGUGACGGAAACGAGUUCCUGAGUAGCACAGACUCCGUCAGCCGUGAUUCUGCCGAUCGCACCAUCAUUGCGUGGGACUACCAUAGUGCUGCCAAGGUCUCUAAUCAAAUCUUUCAUGAGCGGUUUACCUGUCCUAGUCUUGCUCUACACCCUAAAGAAUCUAUUUUUGUGGCCCAGACAAAUGGAAACUAUAUGGCAUUGUUUUCAGCACUGAGGCCAUACCGGAUAAAUAAAAAGAAACGUUAUGAAGGACACAAGGUGGAAGGCUACGCUGUGGCCUGUGAGUGUUCUCCGGAUGGGGCAGUGUUAGUGACUGGCAGUGCUGAUGGCAACAUCUUUUUCUACAAUUAUCAUAACUCAAGGAUCAUUUGUACUUUUCCUGCACAUAGUCACGCAUGUGUUGGCACUACAUUUCACCCAGUUCUUCCUUCUGUUCUAGCAACGUGUGACUGGAGUGGGAAGAUUAAAGUCUGGCAGUAA
This is a messenger RNA of Trichosurus vulpecula (common brushtail), 1822 nucleotides long. RefSeq names its product WD repeat domain 25 (gene WDR25). Gene Ontology annotation, molecular function: protein binding. The record is from RefSeq and is a predicted model, not a curated record. The transcript is spliced from 8 exons. NCBI's taxonomy places the organism in Eukaryota, Metazoa, Chordata, Mammalia, Diprotodontia, Phalangeridae. The coding region runs from base 164 to 1822 and encodes 552 amino acids.